UACACAACAUAAUAUUAAAAGUAUAAACCAUAGACAUAUAAAACAUAAAAACAUUUUAUAUGUCUAUGGUAUAACCAAACAAUAAAUAAUAAUCAACAAUCAAAAUUGUGAAUUUCAUUUUUCCAUGACAUUGUCUUGCAUUUUUCAAAAGUUACUCGAGUUCAUACAUAGUAAGAUUGAUAUAUAAAUUCUUAGAACGACUACUAUAAAUACUGGAUAAUAAUGGAAAUUGACGAAGACUUAAGUAUUAUUGAAGCAGAUCCAAUUGCACCAGAAGUAUCCUCUGAGUCAUUUGGUGAUAUAUCCUGUAUAACUAAUGAUGAUAAUGAAAAAGAAAAUAUUGAAGACCCACAUUCAAUUGAAACUGACGAAUCUGAUGAAGAAGAUGUUACAAUGUCCGGAUCAGAGUCAGGAAUAGUUGAAGAUUUCACUUUCGAUCCAACUGCUCUUAUAGAAAUAUCUGAUAUACUCGAUCUUGUUGGUAAAAAUUGGACAAUAUUCCGUGUAUCUCCUUUGUGGAAUUUAAAUUUUGAUACAGACUAUUUAAAUUUGUUAUCAAAAAAGUUGAAGAAAUUUUUAAUAAAUCAUAUAUCUACUAAUAUGAAGAACCAAAARAAUUCUUUCUCAGAAAUCUCAGUGCAAAUUGAAGCAAAAGAAGCAAAUCUUGAAUGUAUUGCAUUAAAGUACAGGGGCGGACUGGCCAGGUGUGCUAGUGUGCCGUAG
Molecule: messenger RNA, 723 nt
Organism: Diuraphis noxia (Russian wheat aphid)
Lineage: Eukaryota; Metazoa; Arthropoda; Insecta; Hemiptera; Aphididae
Source: RefSeq, a predicted model, not a curated record